Molecule: messenger RNA, 394 nt
Organism: Eimeria necatrix
Lineage: Eukaryota; Apicomplexa; Conoidasida; Eucoccidiorida; Eimeriidae
Exons: 2
Biological process (GO): protein folding; response to endoplasmic reticulum stress
Cellular component (GO): endoplasmic reticulum
Molecular function (GO): protein disulfide isomerase activity
Source: RefSeq, a predicted model, not a curated record
GCAGCCGGUUCCGACGGUGAAUGAUGGCGCUGUGAAAGUUGUGGUUGGCGACACGUUCAAAUCGCAGGUUCUGGAUGCAGGAAAGGACGUGCUGUUGCUCGUUUACGCCCCGUGGUGUGGACACUGCAAAAAGCUCGAGCCCAUCUACGAAGAGUUUGGGAAGCUUGCGGCCGAGUCGAAGACAGCUAGCGAGUCACUGGUUGUGGCGAAAAUGGACGGCGCGGCGAACCGACUGCCGGACGAGAAGUACAAGGUGACUGGUUUCCCAACUGUGUGGUUCUUCAAGAAAGGAUCCGAUACUCCAAUCAAGUUUAUGGGAGAGCGGACUACCAAAGGCCUUGCUUCAUUUGUGCAGCAGCAGGCAAGCAGCGCCGUGGAAAUUUUCGUGGCUUGA